AUUGUAAUGUUUACCCUUGUUGUUGCUGUAGUUCCUGCAUAAUCACCAUAGAGAGCGCUUUGCUCACCAGUGCUGCAUUUGCUUGCUUUCUUGCUGGCUGUGUUUGCUGGUAUGAGUGAGCGAGUCGCAAACAAACACUUGUUGUUGAAAACUCACCACACUCACUGGCGCUCGCACUCUCCCUCGCACUCGCACUCGCACACAGGCGCAUUGCGCUUAUUCUUACGCCCGACGCUCGUAUAUUUUUGAUUGGUAAUCAAGCCAAAGCCGAAGCAGCAAACAGUCAGAAUGGUGUCCAUAAUCAAACAAGAAAAAAUACCAUAAUAAUCAAGCGGCAAAAACUCGAGAACACUCAAACGACGUGCGACAGCCAGCGCGUUAAGUUGUAAGUUGUAACCGGCGCGUACAGCAUUUUGUUAGUGGUAGAGUACAACAACAAAAUCAAUGUGCUAAAUACGAUAUCAGCAGCGAAAUAUUCACAGUGUGUGUUUUUCGGAGUGUUUGUUAAAUAUAUAUGCCAGCCAGCAUUUCGUUUUGGCAGUUAAACGUUGUUGAAACUUCGUCGCGCUCACACGUCGUAUACGCAACGAUUACGGCUCCGUUUAUCCGCACGACAAACUCGCAACUGGAGUCUUCUAUUGGUUAAGGUCCUGCUGGACCUACGUCGAGUGUGCUCAGUGUGAAUAACAAUUCAUUGUUUUUGUUGAAAUCAACUCAACUCACAAAAAAGAAAAAAAUCCCCGCGCAACGAGUGUUUUAAAAAUAAAAAAAGUUAAAAACAUAUAAUUAUUCGGAGAACACAUAAAGUUGAUUCACCAUCACAAUGGGAGAUCGUUUUCAAAUCUCAAAGGUUAACGGCAGCGCCAACGUAAACGCCGCCUUCGACGGCGAGCCUGUUUCCGCCAACAACAGCAACAGCAACAACUGCAACAGCAACAGCAACAAUGUUGAACACGCUGCCAAUGGACCGGCGACAAUUGCUGCGGAUAGCUGUCAUGCCCACGACAAUCAUCUGCAGCCCAAGGCUGGCGAUGGCGGCGAGAAUCGUCGCACUUCGCGUUUAUCCUUCCGUGGCUUUGGACAAUUCCUGCGCAAAUCCGACGCCGAACGCAAGUUUAGCUUGGCUCAGCUAACAAAGGAAACGCUUCCGCGUUUGGAUAACUAUCGCAUUUCUAUGCGCAAUUUGAAGCGUCCCUCAAUUGGAGAACUUCAGGGCGAGGCAGCAGAUCAGAGCAUUACCAUACCAGAUGCUACGGAACCGGAACCAACCAGCGGUCAAAUUAAGCUUGGCUGGAUUGUGGGCGUCCUUAUACCAUGUCUACUCAACAUUUGGGGUGUCAUGCUGUUCCUGCGUCUCAGCUGGGUCGUCGCCGAGUCCGGCAUCAUGUGGUCGUUAAUUAUAAUCGCCAUCUCGGCGGUGGUCUGUGUUAUAACGACGCUCUCGCUGUCGGCCAUUAGUACCAAUGGCGAGGUGAAGGGCGGCGGCGUCUACUUCAUCAUCUCCCGCUCCCUGGGACCCGAGUUUGGCGCCUCUGUUGGCGUUGUGUUUGCCUUUGCCAAUGCCGUCUCGGCCUCCAUGAACACCAUCGGUUUCUGCGAGUCCCUCAAUGUGCUGUUGAAGGGUAACGGGUUGAAAAUAUUCGAUAACGGCAUCAAUGAUAUUCGCAUUGUGGGCACUGUUACGCUGUUGGUUCUGAUCCUCAUCUGCUGCGUGGGCAUGGAGUGGGAGACCAAGGCACAGAACUUUCUCAUUGUUACCAUUGUGCUGGCCAUAUUCAACUUUUUGAUUGGUGCCGCCAUUGGACCACGAGGUGAUGAGACACUCAUAUCUAAGGGCUUCGUUGGAUUCUCCUGGGACACCUUCAAGGAGAAUUUUGUGUCGGACUAUCGCUAUGCCGAGGGCGUCGAUCACGACUUCUUCAGCGUGUUUGCCAUCUUCUUUCCCAGCGUUACAGGUAUUCAGGCGGGCGCAAAUAUUUGCGGCGAUCUGAAGGAUGCUGGCGCUGCCAUUCCCAAGGGUACUUUCUGGUCGCUGCUCAUCUCCAUGACAUCGUAUGCGCUGUUCGUGCUCUUCGCUGGCGGAGCCGCUGUCCGCGAUGCUUCUGGUAAUCCGCAGGAUCUUAUCAAUGGCACUUUGGUGGCUUCGGAGUUGCCCUGCUUUGAGAGCAAAAAUUGUACCUGGGGUCUGUUCAAUUCCUAUGAGAUGAUGCAGGAGAUGUCGCUCUGGGGACCACUUAUCUAUGCCGGUUGCUUUGCGGCCACGUUGAGCACGGCGCUGACGAAUCUGUUGUCUGUGCCCCGUCUGGUGCAGGCUCUGGGCAUCGAUCAGAUCUAUCCGGGUUUGAUUUUCUUCUCCAAACCGUAUGGCAAACAUGGCGAACCCUAUCGCGGCUAUGUGCUGACCUUCCUGAUCUCCACCGGUUUCCUGCUGAUCGGUGAACUCAAUCUGAUUGCGCCACUCAUCUCAACAUUCUAUUUGGCCUCGUAUGCUCUCAUCAACUUCUGCACCUUCCAUGCGGCCUUUGUCAAGCCUUUGGGCUGGAGACCUACGUUUAAGUACUACAAUGCCUGGCUGAGUCUGUUUGGCUUUGCUUUGUGUGUGGCAAUAAUGUUCCUCAUCAACUACGUGGCCGCCAUUAUAACUUUCGGCAUCAUCUUUGCCCUCUACCUGGUCGUGAUGUAUCGCAAACCGGAUGCAAACUGGGGAUCCACAACUCAGGCUCAGCAAUACAAGGCUGCGCUCAUGGCUGUGCAUCGACUCCAGAACGUCUCGGAUCACGUGAAAAACUAUCAUCCACAGGUGCUUGUCCUCUCAGGUGAUCCUAAGACGCGUCCACCACUCGUUGACUUUGGCUAUCUGCUAACGAAGAAUAAUUCGCUGAUGUUUGUGGGCAACAUAAUACCUGUUCGUGUGGGCUACAAGAAUCGCCUCAAUCUGAUCAAGGAUGGCCAAAAAUACUUGGAUGCGCGUAAGAUUAAGGGCUUCUACAAUGUCAUUGAUGGCUUUAGCAUUGAGGAUGGCAUCAAUGCGAUGAUCAAGUCGACAGGCUUUGGCAAAAUGUCACCCAACAUCGUGCUGGUGGGUUACAAGCCUGACUGGAAUCGCUGUCGCAAGGAGGAGGUUGAGAGCUACUUUUCCAUAUUGCACAAUGCCUUUUCUCAGCGCAUGGGCGUGGCCUUACUGCGUCUGCCCAAUGGCCUGGACUUCUCGGAGCUGAGUCCCGAGGUCACCAUUCCACCCAGCAGUCUGGGACACAUGAACACAGCGAAUGCCCAAGGCUUUACCAACGAACUGAUGCCUGCGGCGAAUGCUGCUUCCGAACUGUUGCACAUUGAUUCCAACCUGAAUCUGGCCAGCAUGGAUAGUCCCAGUCCCAACUCAUCAUACACCAUGCCACAGCCUGCUCCGAUGCCCAACAUGCAGCGCACUUCCCGCAGCUACAAGGUGACCAACAAUGAUGCCGCUGCCAUCACGUAUCAUACCAAAGGCGGCUCCGAGGUGCCGAAAAAUGUGCUUGAAGCAGUCACAAUAUUCACACGCAAGCAGCCCAAGGGCACCAUCGAUGUCUUCUGGCUGUACGAUGACGGAGGUCUGACAAUUCUUUUGCCAUAUAUCAUUUCGAUGCGUUCGCAUUGGCAGAACUGCAGAUUGCGUGUGUUUACCAUGUGCCAUGGCAAGGAUGAGGAGCAGGAAGAGAAGAGCAUGGCCAGUCUGCUGACCAAGUUCCGCAUCAAAUACUCAGAGCUUAUCAUGCUCAAGGGCGUCUCGGAUCAGCCGCGUCACGACACCAUGCUGAAGCACAAACGACUCAUCGAACCCUUCCGACGCAGCGCCCGCAACGAGUUCGGUAUCACCGACGAAGAGCUGCACAACAUGGCCGAGAAGACGCAACGACAGCUGCGCAUCCAUGAGCUGGUCGUUAAGCACUCCUCCAAUGCCUCGCUGGUGGUCAUGUCGUUGCCCAUGCCACGCAAGGAGGCAAUAUCCGCACCUUUGUACAUGUCCUGGUUGGAGAUGCUGACGUCUGAUAUUAAAUGUCCUGUGGCAUUGGCACGCGGCAACCAGACGCCUGUGCUGACACUCUACUCUUAAGCUAAGCGAUGCGACGCAACGUUU
Molecule: messenger RNA, 4117 nt
Organism: Drosophila nasuta
Lineage: Eukaryota; Metazoa; Arthropoda; Insecta; Diptera; Drosophilidae
Gene: NKCC
Product: sodium potassium chloride cotransporter
Exons: 10
Coding region: 824-4093 (1089 amino acids)
Biological process (GO): chloride ion homeostasis; potassium ion homeostasis; chloride transmembrane transport
Cellular component (GO): membrane
Molecular function (GO): sodium:potassium:chloride symporter activity
Source: RefSeq, a predicted model, not a curated record